UGCGGUAAGCCAGAGGUAAGCCACAACGAUAUUGAGCUGGAAACAUUCAAUGGAAAUUCUCUUUUUGGCGCAAAGAUGACAUACGUUUGUAAAGCACCAAUAUUUCAUCACCAUAUCGACAAUAUCACUUGUCUGUCGGAUGGUAAAUGGAGCAUAGCGCAGUGUGAAUUUGUUGACUGUGGGACACCAACGGUUGGCAGUCACGUUCAGUUAGGACCGUACAAUGGGUACUCACGCUACGGGGCUCAGGUGGAAUUUAGAUGUACACCUUGCACGUAUUUUUCACUUUCAUCAACGUCACAUAUCAGGUGCCAGGCUGAUGGCUCAUGGACCAUACCAGACUGCGUUUAUGGCCCAGAUGUUGGACUCCUCAAGAAUGGACUUGUUAUUCCGACAGGGGCUGUAGGCUGUAACUCUUCUCUAGGAAGCACGUGCGUCGAAGAAAAUGAAGUACCUGGAACUGUGUUAAGAUAUAAUGGUCAGAUUGCGGAUACAUGCUAUUGUGACAGCGUUUGCUGUUCAGAAUCUGAUUGUUGCUAUGACUACAAAUGUUGAACUUUCGGUGGUCCAUCUGUGACAUUCUGUCUCUCAUUAGUAGUAAAAAAACAAAAAAAUAAUUUUAAUUGGGGGUAAAGUAAAGCAUUUUACGUUAGUAUUAAUCGGCGAAAUAAAAUAAACCAAAACAUUAUUCGAUCAUUCCAAACCAGUAUUAACCUUUGCGUCUGUUUACUUAAAUUGGUAGUAUACAAAAGCAUAGUCAUGCAAAUAUCUUUGAAACGCAUAUAUUUGUGUACACAAACUUUUCAUACAGUCAUGUAAAAGACCCCCAAACAUAAUAUUUGUGAAUAAAACAAACAGGAGGCCUUUCUUAGAUAAAAUGAUAAGACGACAUUCAUUUUCAUAACAAAAGAAUUUUCUUUUUUAUUAUAUGCCUAUUAAGUAAACAAAAUAAAGAAAAUUUGCCCAUGUGGCGGUAACGAGGCUUCCCGAAUUGGCGGGUACCCUCGGGCGGAUAUUCCAAUCUGAACCGCAUACACAUGUAGAGGUAACAUUUUUUUCUUGUAUAUUUUACCAUGUUUUUAAAUUGUUCACCAAUUAUUUAAUUUUUGAUGGAAAUUUUGUGUCAUUUUGGAGCACGUGACUCAUCUGGCUCCCCAUUGUCAAAUGAAAUAUCUGGCAUGGGUAAAACUAACGGAAACACCAAUCUGAAAUGCAAAAAUAUCGAUGCUUACCAGUUUCUUAGAGAUAGAACUAUGUUAAAAUGUUUAUACAUUGCUAAAGUUUAAAGUAAUUUCAGAUGACUGGUCUGUUCUUUUGUUUAUAUAUCUAAGAAUUUUAACAUCAAUACCUCUAGUUAAGUUUUCAUGUUCAGUAUGUUAGCAUUUUAGUAAAUAUUGCAGAGGAAUAUAUAUAAAUUGUUAUUAUGUAGAAAAAAAAUAAAAAGUUAC
This is a messenger RNA of Ruditapes philippinarum (Manila clam), 1448 nucleotides long. RefSeq names its product complement factor B-like. The record is from RefSeq and is a predicted model, not a curated record. Bases 76 to 555 code for a protein of 159 amino acids. The transcript has 5 exons. Lineage: Eukaryota; Metazoa; Mollusca; Bivalvia; Venerida; Veneridae.